AUGAGAUCACAUUUCUCUCCUCGUCCUGUUCAUGUUACUCGGGUAAGCACUCAUGCUGUACCUCGUGCAAGAGCUAAUAAUAUUAAGCAACGUCGUCGACAACAUCGCAAAUUAAGACUAGAUGAUUUUAUCUUGAAACGUACAGUAGGUACUGGCUCAUUUGGUCGUGUUCAUUUAGCUCAAAGCAAGGUCAAUGGAAAACACUACGCUAUUAAAGCUUUAGAUAAAUAUGAUGUUGUUCGACUUAAACAAGUUGAGCAUAUCAAUAAUGAACCUACUAUCUUGAGAGAAAUUGCACAUCCCUUUUUAGUUACCUUAUGGGACGCAUUUCAAGAUGAUACACAUUUAUUUAUGGUCAUGGAUUAUGUGCCUGGUGGUGAAUUAUUUAGUAUCCUUAGAAAGCAAAAGAAAUUUCCAGAACAAACAGCUAAAUUUUAUGCUGCAGAAGUCCUUUUAGCUCUUGCUUAUUUACAUGAAAAUGAUAUUGUCUACAGAGAUCUUAAACCCGAAAAUAUUUUGAUUGAUGCUCGUGGUCAUGUCAAAUUAACUGAUUUCGGUUUUGCUAAACGUAUUGAGGAUGUAACUUGGACUGUAUGUGGAACUCCUGAUUAUUUAGCACCAGAAAUUAUACUCUCUAAAGGCUACACAAAGGCUGUUGAUUGGUGGGGUCUAGGUGUCUUAAUUUUUGAAAUGGUUGUUGGACGUGCCCCCUUUGUAGAUAAAAAUCCUGUUAACUUGUAUCAAAAGAUUUUAGAAUGUAGAGUCGAUUGGCCUGAAGAUAUGAGUUCUAAUUUAAAAGAUUUAUUACAAAACUUAUUAACAUCUGACAUUGAAGGCCGUUAUACAAGUAAAGAAAUUAGAGAACAUCCUUGGUUUGCUGAUACAAACUUUGAUCAAGUCUUGAGACGUAAAAUAAAACCACCCUAUAUCCCAAAAGUAAAAGAUGAUGGUGACACUACUUGUUUUGCAAAAUAUAAAGAGCCUACUCAUCUUUAUGGUCGUAUUCGUGGUGACCCAUUUAGGUCAAAAUUCCCUGCUUUUUAA
This is a messenger RNA of Cokeromyces recurvatus, 1044 nucleotides long. Its product is annotated as kinase-like domain-containing protein. The transcript has 2 exons. Gene Ontology annotation, biological process: peptidyl-serine phosphorylation. Gene Ontology annotation, cellular component: nucleus; cAMP-dependent protein kinase complex. The coding region runs from base 1 to 1044 and encodes 347 amino acids. NCBI's taxonomy places the organism in Eukaryota, Fungi, Mucoromycota, Mucoromycetes, Mucorales, Mucoraceae. Gene Ontology annotation, molecular function: ATP binding; cAMP-dependent protein kinase activity. The record is from RefSeq and is a predicted model, not a curated record.